GCUGUCGUGCGUUGUGCUUGGAAUCUUGGAAAUAACUUGAGACAAGCUCUAGCUUGUUUCUUGGAGUGUAUUCUAUCUUUAUUUUAUUUAAUCUUUAUUGCACAAAAGAAAAACUUAUCGUACAAAAGGUGGACUUAAUGCCAAAAGCAUUCUCUACCGGUCAACCUUAACGUUUAUAAGUAGUCGGAGCAAAUUUGUUGCAGCUAUCCAAAUAUCACGACGCAUUACUGGUUGUGGAAGAGCCUUUAAUCUACUAAAUACUUUAGUGUGACUCUAACAUGCUUGGUUAUUCAAAUGCCGGAAUACCAGAUAAGUCGUGGCAGCCCCCUGUCGCAGUGCUGGAAACAUCGAUGGGUGCUGUUGUUGUAGAAAUGUACUGGAAGCAUACUCCGUUAACCUGUCGAAACUUCAUGGAGCUGGUUAGGCGAGGUUAUUACAACAACACAAAGUUCCAUCGCGUGAUACGGGACUUCAUGAUCCAGGGUGGUGAUCCCACAGGCACUGGAAAAGGUGGCCAGUCCAUCUAUGGCCCACAAUUUGAUGAUGAAAUAACCACAGACUUGAAACACACCGGUGCUGGUAUAUUAUCUAUGGCUAAUGCGGGCCCUGACACGAAUGGCUCACAGUUCUUCAUUACUUUGGCACCAACUCAAUGGCUAGAUAAUAAGCAUAGUAUAUUUGGGCGGGUUCAAAGUGGUAUGUCAGUAGUGAAACGAAUAGGCCUUGUUGAGUGUGACAAGAAUGAUUGUCCGGUGGAUGAUGUGCGGAUUGAGAGAGCAUAUAUACCUAAGUAAUAGAAGAAUUUUCAAUCAAUGUGUGAAUGUUUUGUGUUCAAUUAAGUGCUAGUAUUUUUUUCACCGUUUUUUAGGGUUCCGUACCCAAAGGGUAAAAACGGGGCCCUAUUACUAAGACUCCUCAGUCCGUCUGUCUGUCUCUCUCUCUUUCUCUCUCUCUUUUUAGCCUUUUUCUACCCUUUGGGUGUAGGCCUCCUUCAUUUUGCGCCAUUCGUCGCGGUUCUGUGCGACUUGGAGCCACUGUUUCCCCGCAGUCUUCUUAAUGUCGUCGUCCCAACGCAUCUGGGGUCUACUUUGAGGACGCUCUUCCCCCCAUGGUCGCCACUCGAGUAGUCGUUUGCUCCACGAAUCGGUCUUCCGUGCUAUAUGACCAGCCCAUUCCCACUUCAAAUUGGCUUCGCGUUUUAUAACAUCAUUGACUUUGCUCUGUUGUAUCAGCCAUUCAUUUGUUUUACGGUCUCUCAAUGUGAUCCCCACCAAUUUUCUCUCUAACGCCCGCUGGGCAACGCUCAAUUUACGUAGUAUGUGUUUGGUGAAAACCCAGGUUUCAGCUCCAUAAGUGAGAACAGGCAGGAUACAUUGGUCAAAUAUGCGUGCUUUUUGUUCGGCCUUAGGGUUCAUUUUGAAGGCAAACUCGAGAUUUGAAUAGGCUGCCCAGGCUAGUCGUACGCGUCUGUUGAUCUCAUUGGUUUGGUUCUUUUUUCCAGUCACUAUCUCUUGUCCCAAAUACACGUAUUUAUCGACAGUUUCGAUGGCGGUAUGGUUAACUGUGAUAUUCGCCUUGACAUCUGUGUUGGUCAUAACUUUUGUCUUGUCUAGAUUCAUUUCCAGCCCACACCGUAUGGAAGCAUCGCUGAGUUCUUGGAUCAUGCUUUGAAGUUCAGCGGGGUCACUUGCCAGCAAGACAAUAUCAUCAGCGAACUGCAAAUUAUUCAAGCGACUACCCCAUAUAUUCAAUCUACGCUUUUCCCAGUUCAGGCUUUUUAAGAUGUCCUCUAGCACCAGAGUAAACAGUUUUGGUGAAAGCGUAUCACCUCGUACGCCCUUCUCAAUCCGAACUGGCUCGGUCAGCGGGGGUAGGUUCACUUUUAGGGUGGCUCUCUUGUACAUAUUUUCGAUUAGAGCAGUAUAUCGGUGAUCUAUGCGUGCAUUUUGUAGUGAUUCUAUGACCGACCAUGUUUCAACACUGUCAAAUGCUUUUUUAUAGUCUAUAAAUGCUAACCACAAAGGCAUUUGAUAUUCAGUCGUCUUUUCUAUAAUGAUUCUCAUUGACAAUAUAUGAUCCAACGUGCUGCUACCACUUUUAAAUCCGGCUUGCUCCAUUGGCUGAUAUGAGUCAAGUUUUUUGGUAAGGCGUAGAGUAAUGAUCUUGGUAAAGAGUUUAUACAGGUGUGAGAGCAGACUGAUGGGGCGAUAGUUGUUUAAAUCUGCUUUAUUCACAACCAAGAGAGCAGGCUGGUUUCAGGGCAGGUUUCAGCACCACUGAUCACAUACAAGCACUAGAACAGAUAAUAGAGAAGUAUAAAGAGUUCAAUAGGAACCUAUAUGUCGCCUUUAUAGAUUAUAGCAAGGCAUUUGAUAGCAUCAAUCACAGCGCAAUCUGGAAUUCAUUGAAACAGCUUAAUGUGGACCAAAAAUACAUUAAUAUUAUAAAGAAUAUAUACGCGAAAAGCACUACCCGAGUCAAGCUGGAGACAAGAGGGAAACAGAUAAGGAUAGAAAGGGGAGUCCGACAAGGAGAUCCCUUAUCACCCAAGAUCUUUAUUGCUGUCUUGGAAAUCAUAUUUCGGAAUCUUAAAUGGGAAUCAAAAGGCAUCAAUCUGGAGGGCCAGUUAAUAAACCAUUUGAGAUUUGCAGACGACAUAGUCAUAGUAGCUGAAACUGCAACAGAACUAAGAGAGCUUAUAAACCAACUAGACGAAGAAAGAACCAAAGCAGGCUUACAAAUGAACACAAAUAAAACCAAAAUAAUGACAAACAGCAAACAAAUACAAAUAAAUACAUAGACUAUGUAGACCAAUAUAUAUAUAUCUAGGAAAGCAACUGUCCUUCACAACAACAAACAACGAAGAAGAGGUAGAAAGGAGAGCCAACAUAACCUGGAAGAAAUUCUGGUCACUGCAAGAAAUCCUAAAAGGCAAAUACAGCUUAAACCUAAAAAAGAUAGUGGCAGCUACAUGGCUUCUACCGAGCCUGCUCUAUGGGUGCCAAACAUGGACUUUUACAGAUAAAAUAAAGAGAAAGAUAAGAACCACCCAAAGAGCCAUGGAGAGGAGCAUGCUCAACAUAAAAAAGACACAAAAAAUAAAGAGUACAUCUAUAAGAGAAAAAACAAAGUUACAAGACGCACUAACUCAAGCCCUCAAAUUAAAAUGGCGGUGGGCAGGACAUAUCGCACGGUAUAAAGACCAUAGAUGGAUAAUAUUGGCAACGAAAUGGAAAGGCCCUAUUGGCAAAAGGAAAGUAGGAAAGCCAUAUAAACGAUGGCUGGACGAUAUAAAAGAAACUGCAGGGAAAGACUGGCUAAACAAAGCGGAAGACAGGCAGAAAUGGAGAGAAUUGGAGGAGGCCUACACCCAAAGAGGGGUCCAAAUUAAAUAAAUAGAUAGUAAAUAGAAUACAUAAACCUAACACUAACUACUAACUAUAAGAAACUUACUAACCAAUACGCUAAAACUUUCUAAUGUAACAAAAUUGUAAAUUGGAAAUAAAAGGCUUUUUUAUUUAUUAUUUAUUUAUUUAUUAUGUGCACAACUAAGAAUGCUACAAAUCAGAAAACAGUCCCAUUAGCAAAUAUGUCACACAAGCCAUCAUUUUAUUAUAUUUUGAUAGUGGUGCUGGGUUUGUAACUAUUGUAAUGUUCAGAGGUCGGACAAAUCAUUGCAAAACCAUCAAAAAUCAUUUAUAAUUUAAAAAUGCCCCGAGCGCAGGCUAGUUAGUGGCGCGCCCGAGCUAGUUUAGGAACCAUGACCUCCAAUGAGGGCUAUCGUUUUUUUGCUCACCAGUUGGCG
Cydia strobilella is the source of this 3805-nucleotide messenger RNA. RefSeq names its product peptidyl-prolyl cis-trans isomerase-like 1 (gene Cypl). Gene Ontology annotation, molecular function: peptidyl-prolyl cis-trans isomerase activity. The transcript has 2 exons. The record is from RefSeq and is a predicted model, not a curated record. Bases 279 to 794 code for a protein of 171 amino acids. Gene Ontology annotation, cellular component: catalytic step 2 spliceosome. NCBI's taxonomy places the organism in Eukaryota, Metazoa, Arthropoda, Insecta, Lepidoptera, Tortricidae. Gene Ontology annotation, biological process: protein folding; protein peptidyl-prolyl isomerization.